GGCACCGAGGGACCAUCUCCGUCCUCCCGGCAGGUGACGGAGUGGCCGCAGCCCACCCGCCCUCCGGCACCACCGCCGCUGGGAGCGGAGCCCAACGGGAGCCGAGGGCAGGGCGAGCACGGGCUGGGCCGGGGGAGGUUGUGCUGAGCCCCCCGGGCGGCUCCGGGAAAGGACGGGAGCGGAGUGGGGAUGGGGGUCGUGCUGGCGGCGGGAGCGCAUCUCGGAGGGUUUGUGGGCCACACAGUCUCGCCGGGCUGCCCAAAGAGGAAGGAGAGCUGGGGGGGCUGCGAUGGGAACGCAGGAGCCUCUCCUGCAGCCCUUCAGCCCAUCUGUGAGACCCCCGGGUCUUGCACUCCCAGCGAACUCGGUGUUUCAUCCGUGUGGUUUUCAUUGCUGGAGUGUGGCCUUAAUGAUUAGGACUUGGGUGGUCUUGCCCCUCACAGGGUGUCCACAGGGAUGGGCUGAAACUGGGAUGCCCAAGGAUGAGGUCGGCUCUGGAGGAUGCAGGGAGAGGAGAUGGGGAGGUCAGUGUCACCCACCAGCCAGGCUGAAACGUGGGGAUCACCUGUUUGAUUUACCUGCAAAGGCUGAAGUAACAGGGGUCCCUGAUGGUAAUGAAGGGAAACCAUGGCUGUUUUUCCCCUUGGCUUCUGACCAACAGCCUCUGUGGAUCAGUGUCCAACAGAAACACAAGGGCAGCUGCCUCCACCUGCAUCACAAGUUGGCAGGGUGAUGCCAGCUUGACCCAGAGCCAUGUCCAGGUACCUGAAGCACUUCACGGUGGUGGGCGAUGACCCCGUGCAGUGGAGCAACGACUACCAGAAAUGGGAGGAGGAGGAGGACAAUGGGGACAAGCAGCAGGACUCGGAGAUCAAGGUGGAGCCCGCCAGGAGACACAUCUCCUUCCAGGACAUGAUGAAAAAGCUCUUCAGCUCCCACAAGUUUCAGAUUGGGGUUGUCUGGCUGGUGAUCCUGGAUGCCUUGUUGGUUCUUGGGGAAUUGCUCAUGGACUUGAAAAUCAUCCAUCCGGACAAAUAUAACAUAACCCCAAAGGUUUUCCACUACCUCUCCCUGUCCAUUUUAACCAUCUUCCUGGUCGAGGUGGGGUUCAAGGUGUUCGUGUAUCGCCGCGAGUUCUUCCACCACAAGUUCGAGGUGCUGGACGGGGUGGUCGUGGUCGUGUCCUUCGUGCUCGACGUCGUCCUCAUCUUCCGGGAGCACGAGUUCGAGGCCGUGGGGCUCCUGAUCCUGCUGCGGCUCUGGAGGGUGGCCCGGAUCAUCAACGGAAUAAUUUUAUCGGUGAAGACCCGCUCGGAACAACAAGUGUCCAAGUUAAAACAAGCCAACCUGAAACUUGCAACAAGGCUGGAACAACUGGAACACAGCUGUGUAGAGAAGGAGCAAGAAAUCGAGAGGCUGAACAACAUCUUAAAGCAGCACGGACUCCUCAGCCAGCCAAAGUAGGAGGCCAGUUUUCCAAGGUGGGAAUUCUGCCUGGAGAGUGCAGUGUUGGAAUCCACCAGUUUGACCUGAAAGGUUUUUCUGUCUCUUUACUUCCUCUUGCAUUGUGUUGUCUAUAAACAUUUUCUAUUUGACCACACUUUGAUCAGACCUUGAGAUUGCAAAAAGAGUUUUGCUGGAAAAUUAAUUACACACAGUCCCUGUAAACAACAAUUUUUUUUCCCCUUUCUUGUACAGUUGUACAGUCAAAAUUGCAAAAUAAUUUAAUAAAGACACAUCUUUACAAGCUACACA
Pipra filicauda (Wire-tailed manakin) is the source of this 1755-nucleotide messenger RNA. It is a transcript of the gene HVCN1, whose product is annotated as hydrogen voltage gated channel 1. Gene Ontology annotation, cellular component: plasma membrane. The record is from RefSeq and is a predicted model, not a curated record. Lineage: Eukaryota; Metazoa; Chordata; Aves; Passeriformes; Pipridae. Gene Ontology annotation, molecular function: voltage-gated proton channel activity. Gene Ontology annotation, biological process: proton transmembrane transport. The transcript has 6 exons. The coding region runs from base 754 to 1464 and encodes 236 amino acids.